This is a messenger RNA of Gavialis gangeticus (Gharial), 700 nucleotides long. Its product is annotated as neuroblastoma suppressor of tumorigenicity 1. Gene Ontology annotation, biological process: animal organ morphogenesis. NCBI's taxonomy places the organism in Eukaryota, Metazoa, Chordata, Crocodylia, Gavialidae. The record is from RefSeq and is a predicted model, not a curated record. The transcript is spliced from 4 exons. Gene Ontology annotation, molecular function: receptor ligand activity; BMP binding. The coding region runs from base 110 to 646 and encodes 178 amino acids.
GGGAGUGAUCUGCAUCGAUCUGCUGGCUUCCCUUGGAUCUGCUGGCUAAACACCUUAUGGGAUUUUCCUUCCAUCUACUUCAGGUUCUAGGGUUCUGGUGGAGCUGGCCAUGAUGUUAUGGUUCCUGGUAGGUGCCCUUUUCCCAGCUGUGAUCCUGACUGCGCCACCUCCCAUUAACAAACUGGCCCUCUUCCCGGACAAGAGUGCUUGGUGUGAGGCGAAGAAUAUCACCCAGAUUGUGGGACACAGUGGCUGCGAGUCCAAGUCCAUCCAGAACAGGGCCUGCUUGGGACAGUGCUUCAGCUAUAGCGUCCCCAACACCUUCCCUCAGUCUACAGAGUCCCUGGUACACUGUGACUCCUGCAUGCCCGCACAGUCCAUGUGGGAAAUUGUGACGCUGGAUUGCCCAGGCAACGAUGAGAUUCCCAGAGUCGACAAGCUGGUGGAGAAGAUCCUCCACUGCAGCUGCCAGGCCUGUGGGAAAGAGCCAAGCCAUGAGGGGGCCCUGUUCAACGUCUACCUGAAUGCGGAGGAGAACAUGCCCGCUGAGGGCCCUGGCCCCCAUCACUAUGCCCACCACCAGCAAGAGGUGGAAGAGGCUCCCGUCUCCAACCACCACCACCAUGAAGAGGAGGGCGAGGAGUGACCCGCACCCUCCAGGACUGUCCUUACAGCCUGCAGUGUGGACAGGGGGCAUGCG